GGUCCGUAACGGCCCUCGCGCACCUCGCACAGCUGGAGCGCUUUGCUCGCGGCACUGUCUAUAAAGUUGUUGUUGCUGCUUCCGCCACGGGUGGAGGAAGAUGGCGUCGGGAGGUGGUGGCUGUAGCGCUUCGGAGAGACUCCCUCCGCCCUUCCCUGGCAUGGAUCCGGAGUCCGAAGGGGCUGCCGGGGGGUCAGAACCCGAGGCUGGGGACAGCGACACCGAGGGGGAGGAUAUUUUCACUGGCGCCGCGGCAGCCACUAAGCCCCAGUCUCCAAAGAAAACCACAUCCCUUUUUCCUAUCAAAAAUGGUUCCAAAGAAAAUGGGAUCCAUGAGGAACAGGACCAAGAGCCACAGGAUCUCUUUGCAGAUGCCACAGUGGAACUAUCCCUGGACAGCACACAGAAUAACCAGAAGACAAUGCCAGGCAAAACACUUAUCUCUCAUCCUCCGCAAGAAGCCACAAAUCCUCCUAAGCCGCAGCCAAGCUAUGAGGAGCUGGAGGAAGAAGAACAGGAGGAUCAGUUUGAUUUGACAGUUGGUAUCACUGAUCCUGAGAAGAUCGGGGACGGUAUGAAUGCCUAUGUAGCCUACAAAGUCACCACACAGACAAGUUUACCGAUGUUCAGAAGUAGACAGUUUGCAGUGAAAAGAAGAUUCAGUGACUUUCUGGGUCUUUAUGAGAAGCUUUCAGAGAAGCACUCCCAGAACGGCUUCAUUGUCCCUCCUCCACCCGAGAAGAGCCUAAUAGGAAUGACAAAGGUGAAGGUUGGGAAGGAAGAUUCUUCUUCUGCAGAAUUCCUUGAGAAACGGAGGGCUGCUUUGGAAAGGUACCUUCAAAGAAUUGUGAAUCAUCCUACCAUGUUACAGGACCCAGAUGUCAGGGAGUUUUUGGAAAAAGAAGAGCUGCCUCGAGCUGUGGGUACGCAGGCUUUGAGUGGUGCUGGUCUCCUUAAGAUGUUCAACAAAGCUACAGAUGCAGUCAGCAAAAUGACCAUCAAGAUGAAUGAAUCAGACAUUUGGUUCGAGGAGAAGCUCCAGGAGGUAGAGUGUGAGGAGCAGCGCCUCCGGAAGCUGCACGCUGUGGUGGAGACUCUAGUCAACCAUAGGAAAGAACUAGCGCUAAACACAGCCCUGUUUGCCAAGAGUCUAGCCAUGCUUGGGAGCUCCGAGGACAACACAGCACUGUCUCGAGCACUCUCCCAACUGGCUGAGGUGGAAGAAAAGAUUGAGCAGCUCCACCAGGAACAGGCCAACAAUGACUUCUUCCUCCUUGCUGAACUCCUGAGUGACUAUAUUCGCCUCCUGGCCAUUGUCCGAGCUGCCUUCGACCAGCGCAUGAAGACUUGGCAGCGCUGGCAGGAUGCUCAGGCCAUGCUGCAGAAGAAGCGGGAGUCUGAGGCUCGGCUGCUGUGGGCCAACAAGCCCGACAAGCUGCAGCAGGCUAAGGAUGAGAUUACGGAGUGGGAAUCUCGGGUGACUCAGUAUGAAAGGGACUUUGAAAGGAUUUCAACAGUUGUCCGAAAGGAAGUGACACGAUUUGAGAAAGAGAAAUCCAAGGACUUCAAAAACCAUGUGAUCAAGUACCUGGAGACACUCCUACAUUCCCAGCAGCAGCUGGCAAAAUACUGGGAAGCCUUCCUUCCUGAGGCAAAGGCCAUCUCCUGAGGAACCAAGGAUACCAGAGCUACCUUCGUGAUGCUGCCUUUUUAUACACUGUCCUUCUCCCUCACCUGAUGGACCCCACCUGAUGCCCUGCCUUGGCUGGACUUAGCCCUCCUACUACACCCCACAGACAAACUGUUCCCAGUUACCCUAACCAACAUUUCAUUUAGCUUCCACAUAUAUUUUCUUACCUAAGAGAAUAGUUUCCUGCUUAAGCAAAAGACCUACAAUAGGUGGUGGAAUUAAUAGGUUAGGGGUGGAGUGUUGAUAUAAAUAUAUAAAUACAAAUGUAUAUUUUUCAGGAUGUGGUUUAGGAACUGGGAAUAACGUUUUCUGUUACUCCUGAUGGUACCAUGAAAGAUUAUGUAAUAAAAUAUUUGAAAAUCA
Apodemus sylvaticus (European woodmouse) is the source of this 2053-nucleotide messenger RNA. RefSeq names its product sorting nexin 1 (gene Snx1). NCBI's taxonomy places the organism in Eukaryota, Metazoa, Chordata, Mammalia, Rodentia, Muridae. The record is from RefSeq and is a predicted model, not a curated record. Gene Ontology annotation, cellular component: endosome membrane; endosome. Gene Ontology annotation, biological process: early endosome to Golgi transport; intracellular protein transport. The transcript has 15 exons. Gene Ontology annotation, molecular function: phosphatidylinositol binding. Bases 101 to 1669 code for a protein of 522 amino acids.